GCCCCGCCCCCAAGGCUGGGGGGUCGCGGGUGCCCGAGUCUGUCAGACUCCGCCCCGUUUUCCCACCGGCACUGUUGGAGUCCGUCACCUGACUGCAGGGUUUGGAUCCUUUCCUGUCCAGGUCUCCCGGUCCCUACCCUAGGUGUUCCGCGGCGAGGCUUGGUCCUGCCUGGGCUGCCAUGGCCUCGGACGCCCCCGGGCCAACCGAGGAGGUGGGCCCGAGUCCCGAUGGGUCGGACCUGGCCGUGAAUCCCUAUGACGGACUCCCCUUCUCCUCUCGAUACUACACCCUGCUGGCCCAGCGCCGCGCUCUCCCCGUCUGGGCGGCACGCUUCAGCUUCCUCGAGCAGCUGGAGAGCAGCCCCAGCGGUGUGGUGCUGGUGUCCGGGGAACCUGGCUCCGGCAAGAGCACCCAGAUUCCUCAGUGGUGUGCUGAGUUUGCUCUGGCGAGGGGAUUCCAGUAUGGCCGGGUGACGGUCUCACAGCCACAGCCUUUGGCUGCCCUGAGCCUAGCUCUUCGAGUAGCUGAUGAAAUGGAUCUAAGCUUGGGCCACGAAGUUGGCUACAGCAUCCCCUUGGAGGACUGCACUGGACCAGACACCCUGCUCAGGUUCUGCUGGGACAAGCUGCUGCUACAGGAAGCAGCCUCAGCCCGAGGAGCAGGAGCUUGGGGUGUUCUGGUACUGGAUGAGGCCCAGGAGCGGACAGUGGCUUCCGAUGUGCUGCAGGGAUUAUUGCGGGAUGCAGGAUUGGGAAACAGCCUCGAGGGCCCACGAUUAGUCGUGGUCACAGAUCCAGCCUUUGAACCUAAGCUCAGUGCCUUUUGGGGUAACCCUCCUGUGGUGCGGGUGGCUCGGGGGCCUGAAGAGGGCCCUGUUCCUGUGUACAGGGAUCCUGCUCCCACUGAUCUAGUGGGUGCUGCCUGCCAAGCUGUGCUGGAGUUACACCAGGGUGGGGCUCCAGGGGAUGUGCUGGUCUACCUGCCCAGUGAGGAGGACAUUUUGCGGUGCUGUGAAUGUCUUCGAAAGGAGGCAGAGCACUUGGGUCCUGAGGUGACCCAAUUUCAGGUGCUGCCACUACAUGCUGGGCUUGGCCGGGCAGUCCAGGCUGUGUACGAGGAUGUGGAGGGAGGCCCUCGGAAGGUUGUGGUCACUCAUUGGCUGGCCGACUCAUCUUUCUCGAUCCCCUCAAUCCACCAUGUCAUUGAUUCAGGGUUGGAGCUUCGAAAUGUUUACAAUCCUCAGAUCCGGGCUGAAUCCCAAGUGAUGAGGCCAAUCAGCAAAAGCCAAGCAGAAGCCAGGAGGCGGAGAACCAAAGGCUCCCCACUAGGAUCCUGUCUCUGCCUAUAUCCUAAGUCUUUCUUGGAGCUAAGAGCUCCCUCAGUUCCUCCACCUCGGGUAUGUGAGGAAAAUCUAAGCCGAUUAGUGCUAUUGCUGAAGAGGAGACACAUUGCAGAGCCAGGAGAGUGUCACUUUCUGGACCGGCCCGCCCCAGAGGCUCUAAUGCAGGCUCUGGAAGAUCUGGACUAUCUGGCUGCAUUGGAUGAUGAUGGUGACCUGUCAGACCUUGGAGUCAUUCUGUCCGAGCUCCCUCUGCCCCCUGAGCUCGCAAAAGCCCUGCUGGCUGCCUGUGAAUUUGAUUGCGUGGAUGAGAUGCUAACACUAGCAGCCAUGCUCACCACUGCCUCUGGGUUUGAGGGCCCACCAACGUGUGUAGAGGAGGCUGCCCGACGACGAGCAUUGGAGCAUCCAGAUGGUGACCACAGCACCCUAAUUCAGGUGUAUGAGGCCUUUAUACAGAGCGGGGAAGAUGAGAACUGGUGUCAGGCUCGGGGGCUGAGCUGGGCAGCAUUGUGCCAGGCCCGGGCAUUUCGGGGGGAGCUCCUGGAACUGAUGCGUCGAAUCGAACUUCCCCUGUCUCCACCAGCAUUUGGCUCUGAACAGAAUCGAAAAAAUCUGCAGAGAGCGUUGGUGUCGGGGUACUUCCUCAAGGUGGCUCGAGACACAGAUGGGGCUGGCAAUUACCUGCUCCUGACCCACAAGCAUGUGGCCCAGUUGUCCCCAUCCUGCUGCUACAGAAGUCGACGCCCGCCAGCCCAACCUCCACCCUGGGUACUCUACCAUAACUUUUCCAUCUCGCAAGACAACUGCCUCUCCAUUGUGUCCGAGCUCGAGCCCCACAUGCUCAUAGAGUUGGCGCCCCCCUACUUCCUGAGUAACUUGCCUGCGAGUGAGAGCCGAGACCUUCUGAAUCAGCUGAGGGAAGAAAUGACUGGAGUCUCACCAGGGAAUGAGCCUCCCACCCAGGACCUCGACCUAGAUGACAAGGAUGCCUGUGCUCUGCAGUGAUCUCUGCCAAAGGAACCAUCCUGGAGAUGAGCCACCAACAGGAGCUGCCCUGACCUGACUUAGGUCUUAGACACAGAGCUGGCCGGAUUACAUCGUCCCUGGGUUUUAGGGCAAAGUCUAAAGCCAGCAGGUGGGGCCUAGCAAAUUGUAUGACUGGAGGGGACGGUAUGGGUGCACAGGGAUACAGUAUAAGGACUUAGGAGCACUGGGUUCAAACAUGAAGGGGCUUGAGCAGGGAAGGGGCAGUAGCCAGAAUGACAACACUUCUGUGGGUGGCCAAGUUCACAUCUUAGGCCUGUCCUUUGUUGGAGAAGAGUCCACACGCCUCUUUCCUCCCUUCCCUAAUCCUCAACGCUUCAUAAAGCUUGUUCUAUGCCGAGA
Vombatus ursinus (common wombat) is the source of this 2729-nucleotide messenger RNA. It is a transcript of the gene DQX1, whose product is annotated as DEAQ-box RNA dependent ATPase 1. Gene Ontology annotation, molecular function: RNA binding. The transcript is spliced from 12 exons. Bases 180 to 2348 code for a protein of 722 amino acids. Gene Ontology annotation, cellular component: intracellular anatomical structure; spliceosomal complex. The record is from RefSeq and is a predicted model, not a curated record. NCBI's taxonomy places the organism in Eukaryota, Metazoa, Chordata, Mammalia, Diprotodontia, Vombatidae.